Messenger RNA from Stylophora pistillata, 2754 nucleotides. Its product is annotated as transcriptional coactivator YAP1-A. Lineage: Eukaryota; Metazoa; Cnidaria; Anthozoa; Scleractinia; Pocilloporidae. Gene Ontology annotation, cellular component: nucleus; cytoplasm. Gene Ontology annotation, biological process: hippo signaling; positive regulation of transcription by RNA polymerase II. The record is from RefSeq and is a predicted model, not a curated record. Gene Ontology annotation, molecular function: transcription coactivator activity; protein binding.
AUAACAGUUCCGAGUAAUUACGGCGCUAGCGGUUUGCCAUUUGAUGCGUCAAAGGCGUAGUGUAUCAAGCACACCACGUUAGGCUAUAAACAACACUGGCAAUGGAGAGAAAGAACAAUAAUUGUGUGGUGCAUGUGAGACAAGAUUCCGAUAACGACCUAGAGGCGCUUUUCCAUGUCGUCAGCAAAAACUCAGUGGCGAAGACGCAUCCUGAGCCAGCAUCGUCGCAAUCGUUACCGAUGCGUUUAAGGAAGCUUCCUCCGUCUUUUUUCAAGCAACCUCCAAUCGACGGUGGCUUAUCACCCGAUCAUGACGUCCCAAAAAGGCUUCCAAUCUCUCAUUCGCAUUCGCGUUCAUCGCCAGCGUCGCUUACAGUUCCUACGACUCUAAAAGGCCCGCCAAACCACUCCUUGAGUCCUGGCGUCCACCAUCAGAGAUCAACCUCUUUCGAUAACACGGCGUUGCUUGAGGAGCCAACUCCAAUGCCGCCCGGGUGGGAAAUGAGAACGACGGCGAGUGGCCAACGAUACUUCAUGAAUCACUUCGAACAGCUAACGACAUGGCAAGACCCAAGGAAAACACAGUCAACUUCAAAUUUGAACAGCGUACAGCCAGUCGGCAAUUUGCCUGAUGGCUGGGAGCAAGCGAUAACACCAGAAGGUGAUAUUUACUAUAUCAACCACAUCGAAAGAACAACCAGCUGGAUCGACCCGCGACUCGCGAUGCACUGUAGAAACCAGGAGAGUAUGCGCGGUUCCACCUUGCCUCCUGAUUUUAAUCGCCAUGGCCAUCGAACCCUUCAGCUUCAUCGUCUCCAGAGAGAGCGUGAGCAACUUUUGAAACGGCAGCAGGAACUCUUGAAGCAAGAGAUCAAAUUGAAACGUGAUAUUCUAGAAGAAGGUGGAAAACCGUCGCUUCUCGGAAACUUGACGCGAGAAUUCAGCGCGCCAGAUCCCCCUGUAACAAACGGAGGACACAUCAGAGAUGAAUCGUUUGAUUCCGGGCUCGGAAUGGGAGGUGGUAAUUACCAGUUCCACGACGUCGAUAUGAACGAUUCGCAACCGAUGUUUGACGCGAAUUACAACUCGAAGGACACUUCUUUUCGCGCCGAUCCUAGGAUACCCGAGAUCCUCGACAGCUUGCCUGGUACAAAUGUCGACUUAGGUGUUAUGGAGGGAACAGAUAAUUCCACCAACAUGGAAACCGAAGAUCUUGGAGUUGGAUUAGAGUUCAAUUCGGAGAUCUUAAACGAUAUGGAAUCCGUGCUAAUAUCGCCGACCUUGACUUGGCUUUGAGUUUGACGGGAUUUUUUUGCGCAACGUAAUAGUUUUAUAAGAAGGAUUUUUCAAUGACAUUAGAUUAUUCUCAACGGAAUGAAAAGUAAGUAAAAAGGCGCUUGUUAGCGAUCAAACUAUUUCCCUUUUCUACAUUUUUCAUACGCGUAAAUAUUAAGGUUGAGAUUGUAACUUACUUUUAUAAGAGAACUUGUUUCGCACCGAAACUACAAAGUUCGGCUCUAGAGUCGAAAUAGGAAGGCUUUAUGCUGUUAUUCUAGAGAAAAACAAUUGAAAGUCGGUAUAAUUUUUUGCGGUAAAAUUAUAAUAGUUUUUUGAUUUAAUUGCUUGUAAAUAAGAGUUGGAGAUUAAUAAGGGUUUUCAUGGUAGCGUCAAAUGUUUGCGUCCCCGCAAAAUUACUUUUCAUAGUCUUCAAUAACUCGGCUGUUGUUACUUAUUCGGCGUUUUGAUCUUGCAUAGUUAUCCAGUAGCGUGUGAAAAAAAUAAGAUCUAUUUCCAACUCCACCCUCAAGAUCGUCUUUUGUUCGUAGGAAAUGACAAAACAUCAACACUGAUUAAUCGUGAGCGAGACUUGAACUCUAACAUUUUAUCCGCCCAAAAAUCAGCACUUGGUAAGCAUCGGGCACGCUACGUGUAACCUUAGAGAGCCUUUCCACAACUCAGGCGAGAUUCAAGAAUGGUUAACACAUGAUCAAGGGUGGUUUUUUCUGCGUUAGGCAAAAUUGUAAUGGUUCAUUAAGCAGCAUACGGCAUAAUUGAGGUAAUUAGGGUAGCUUUCUUAACUUUGGAUCCAAAAACUUGGUUAUUUUUUGCUACGAAGCGAUCUUAAUUUUUUAGUAAGUGUAUUAAAUGCAGGUUUAUUUCACAGAUUUAUAUAGUUUUAAAGGUGCGUUUGCGAGUUUGUUUUGUUUUUUAUUUUUUAGUACAACUUUGAAUCGCCGAUAAGCGUAGCAACAAAUUUUGCGUCUCACUUCAGUGUAAAUAUCGGUUUCCAUUUUGAUAGUUACGCAUAUAUCUCUUUAGAUACAAAAAACGAACCGAAAGGGGAAUUCAUGUCUAUGGAACAACGCUCCGUUUCGAGAAGCAAGUGGGGCGGUAAAUUGCUCAGGAACUAGAAGGCGCCAAGUGAAAUGUGGACCAGAAAGGCUUUCCUAAUAGUUUUUUGUUUUCAUUUCCUCCUUGGCAUUAAGCCACACUCAUUUUCCGUCUGUGGUAAGCAAAGUUAAGGAUUAAAAUUGAGCGGCGUGAUGGCAAGAAUGUUUACUUUUCUGUGUUUUGCGCCGGCAGAAUUAUUCAUUUGAUUUGCAGUCGAUGUAGGCGUGAAGAACCCCUUUCCCAUGAGUAAACUAAAUAUCUUUAUUUUUUUGUCCAAAUUAGAGCAGUGAUAUUUCAUAAUAUUGUUACCAAUGUGUUUCCUGGCGAAACCUCAUAUAAUAAAAUAUUUUAUUAACAAAUAGUA